Electrophorus electricus (electric eel) is the source of this 2142-nucleotide messenger RNA. Lineage: Eukaryota; Metazoa; Chordata; Actinopteri; Gymnotiformes; Gymnotidae. The record is from RefSeq and is a predicted model, not a curated record.
AUGGAGAAACUUGCGGAUAUGGCUGCAAAUCAAGAUUUGGAUUGUGAUGAUCUCCUAGAGUUGAAUCAGUUCGACGGGCUUUUUUUUCCCUCCCGAUAUUACGAUCUGCUGAGAGGGAGAAAAGUUCUCCCUGUUUGGGAAGCCAAGUGUGAGUUCAUGGAUUCUGUUAUCAACCACCAGCUUGUAAUCAUCGGUGGCACAGUCAAGACAGGACAAAGCACACAGGUAUGGUGUGCAGAGUUUUGCCUGUCCAUGCAGUACCAGAACGGUAUGGUGGUGUGCACUCAGAUCCACCAGCAAAGUGCAGUGGAGCUAGCCCUACGUGUGGCCGACGAGAUGGAUGUGAACAUUGGUCAUGAGGUGGGAUAUCGCAUCCCACAUCAGACCUGCUGUUCCACUGAUACUGUGCUGUUGACGUGGCCUGACAGGUACUGCACAGAUGAUGUGCUAAUUCGUGAGAUAAUGUCGGACCCUCUGUUGAAGCAGUAUGGUGUGGUCGUGAUUGACCAGGCCCAGGAGCGUACUGUCAGCACAGACCUCCUCCUUGGCCUUCUCAAAGGCAUGCUCCACAUGCGGCCUGAGCUGCGUCUUGUCAUCCUCACCACCCCCUAUUCCUUGGACAAGAUGCUGUGCCACUAUGGGCCUGUACCCCUGAUCCAGCUCGAGGCACCAUGGCCAUCUGAGGUGGUGUACGGAACUGGGAAGAGUGGCGUGAAAGACUAUCUGUGUUCAACUCUCCAACUUGCCAUGGAGAUCCACCAGACACAAACCCAAGGGGAUAUUGUGGCAUUCCUGGCUACUGAGCAAGAGAUUGAGUGUGCCCAUUCCAUUCUGCAGAGGGAAAGGGCCAGCCGUAUUGCCAUCUGUCCUCAGCCAGAAGGCAACCUGCCUUUGCCCAUGGAGGAGGAACACAGCAGAUGCAGGAAGGUCUUCCUCACCUGCGGGCCCACUGAACACCUAUUCUGGGCUCUACAUAGCAUUCACUUCAUCAUUGAUGCUGGAGUACAAAAGAGAUAUGUGUACAACCCCUGAAUCAGAGCCAACUCUAUUAUUAUUCGGCCAAUCAGCAAGAGCCAGGCAGAGUGCCGCAAGCAGCUAAUUGGACAAAAAGGAAAGUGUUUUUGUUUGUACCUGGAGGCCACAUCCUUUCCAACUGAGAGUGUCCCUCACAUUCUGGAGUCUGACAUCACUUCCACAGUGCUGUUCCUCAAGCCGAUGGAGAUUGCUGGUCUGGGCCAAUGUGACUUCAUCGAUAGGCCAGAUCCUGAGGGCCUCAUGCAGGCAUUAGAAGAGCUGGACUAUCUAGCAGCUCUGGAUAAUCAUGGGAAUCUAUCUGAGAUUGGAGUAAUUAUGUCCGAAUUGCCUCUGGAACCACAGAUGGCUAAGACUAUGCUGGCAUCCUGUGAGUUUGACUGUGUGAGCGAGGUGCAAACAUUGCUGCCAUGUGCUGAUCAUUUUCUUAGUCUGGCUGCUCUGCAGACAGCUGAUGCUGUUCGAGCAGAACUUGCUGAGAUCCUGAAACGAUUAGAGCUUCCAGUGUCUUCUCCAGCAUUUAGCUCUAAGAUCAACAUGCUGAAUAUCAAGCGAGCCCUGUUGGCUGGCUUCUUCAUGAAGGUGGCAAGGGACAUUGAUGGGGAAGGGAAUUACUUCAUGCUUACCCACAAGCAUGUGGCUCAGAUCCAUCCUCUAUCGGGCUAUGGAAGUGAGCCACCCAAGCGGAUUCUUCCAGAGUUUGUUCCUAUGGCUCCUCAGUACUUCUUCUACAACUUUCCCCCUAGUGAGAGUAAGGAGGUACUGCAGCACAUCAUAGAACACAGCUCAGCUGCACCCUGUAAGGGCAAGAGAGAACCCCAGAUCCAGAACAACAGUACCCAUGAAGAACAGUCCUAUGAACGCUGUGUCAUACAGUGACCAUGGUACCACAAUUGUUACUAUAACGCUGCAGAGAUAGAAUAACAUUAUGUGCAAAAUCAUUCAAAACAUCAUAUGGUUGUGUGGUCUAAAGCCUUAAGUCAUUAACAAAGCCAAAGGACAUCUAGAGGUAUUACUAGGACAGACGUUAAGUAACAGGAAACAUAUUUAAAUACUGCUGGACAGUAGCCAUGUUAGGAAGCUCUGCAUGAAAAUGUGGUGACUAGAUUC